Molecule: messenger RNA, 372 nt
Organism: Echinococcus granulosus
Lineage: Eukaryota; Metazoa; Platyhelminthes; Cestoda; Cyclophyllidea; Taeniidae
Exons: 2
Coding region: 1-372 (123 amino acids)
Source: RefSeq, a predicted model, not a curated record
AUGACACAUGGGCUGUGGGAACGAAAAAAGGAGGAAAGGUGGGAAGAGAAUAGAAUGGAAAGCGAUGCAAUGCAAUGCGAUGGAAGAGAAGGGAAAUGGAGGAGAAUUUGCGACUCUUUGACAAAUUGCUCACACGCUUACAACAAACUCACCAAUCGUGCAAAGACCUUUGCUCAGCCGAAAUGUCCUCUUCCAAUCCCCGCUCAUACCAACGUCGUUUGCAAGAAUACUCCAUCGUUGCCUCUUGAUGGAGGUCUAAUUCAGGUGGCAUUAUCACCUACUCCGCAUAUUCUGCUCGACGAAGAUCCGCCUCAACUGAAGCAGUCAAACACUCUCAGAAGGUCCGCAGCUGUUUCAUUCACCUCACCUUAG